GACAUGUUCGAGACGGGAGUGUCGCAACGGCUGUAAUUUUAGGAUUCAUAUAAUAAAUUUGUCUAUCAUCAUUAUUAUUAUUCUGUAAAGAAAAUGUCAUAUGACUACUUCUAGUUCACUGUAGUAUGACCGUAUUUGGCAUAACUCUCUGGUGUCGCCUGGCAAAACUGGCAACACUGACCAGCUCAUGUUCGACAUAAAUGGCGGUGUGCAUAGACGAGUUCCUGUUUCGCCUCAGUGUGAAAAUGUUCCGUUCGUCGGGACGGGACCGUCGAGUAGUUUGUCUGUAUCACAGGCUCUCUUGAAGCUGACUUCAGGGCGCCGACAGCAGGCGAACUGUCGGUCGCUUCCUGUUGUGUUGGUGUCCUUAAGCACGCUAGCCAGAGGACCCGGUCGUACGAAAACCGUUGGAACGGCAGUCAACGUGGUCGCUGUAUGUAGACAUUUCGCUGACGCACCGUCAUGGCCACUACGCCGUCAGGUACACCUCGGCAGCCGAAGCGCAAAACCAAGGGCAAGAACAGUGCCGUCGACCUCGCUUUGAAGCAUGGCUACUCGCCGUCCAAGAAAGGCAAAACCAAGGGUGGCGAGCCUGCGGACAGCAGCACGUCGUCCGCCGGGCCACGUACCCAGGCAACGUUUCCCCGUAAGCUGCAGUUCGCUUCGAGCAACUGGAAAGCUCUCCAAGAGAAGCUCCAGGUUGCUGCUCCCCGAAACAAAAGUGGAGUGCCUAUAAAGGCAGUUCACAGCAAAAAAGAUGCAAGCAAGAAUGGCUCUACGUUGGCACCUGUAAAGAAGGAGGAAGUCUGGUUCGAUGGCGUCGACCCACUGCUACUGGAACCUGAAAAUGUGAAAACAGCAGGCCAGGCCAUUGGCCUGGAGAAAAGGGGCACCUUCAACAAGCCCACUCGAGUCGUGGCCAUGGACUGUGAAAUGGUUGGCGUUGGCCAUGAGGGCAAGGACUCGAUUCUCGCUCGUGUCUCAAUUGUCAAUGUCAUGGGCCACGUGAUCUACGAUAAAUUUGUCAAGCCCACAGAGGAAGUGGUUGACUACCGGACGGCCGUGAGUGGCGUGCGACCGAGUGAUUUGGAAAAAGGUGAAGAGUUUGCGAAAGUGCAGAAGGAAGUGAGUGAAAUACUCAAUGGUCGCAUUCUCGUUGGUCAUGCUGUGCACCACGAUUUAAAGGUGCUGUUCCUGUCGCAUCCCAAACGACGGAUACGAGACACAUGCGCCUAUCGCCCAUUUCGGGCCAUGUUUGGGGGCCGGACACCAUCACUCAAGGCCCUCUCGGAGCGCAUUCUGGGAGUCAAAGUCCAGCAGGGCGAGCACAGUUCGGUGCAAGAUGCCCAGGCUGCAAUGCGCUGCUACACCAUGUACAGAAAACAGUGGGAAGAGGAUGUGAGAAACGGCCGGCGGUGGUUCAAUCAGCAGAAGCAGCUGCAGCAAGUGCAGCAGGAUGCAUGAGGACACCCCUGUACGUCUUAUUAUCCUCGCACGCCAGUGAGACAUGUACUUAUCACUGUGUAAAUGAAAAUAUAAAUGCUAUUUCAUGAUGUCUA
This is a messenger RNA of Rhipicephalus microplus (southern cattle tick), 1559 nucleotides long. RefSeq lists its product as uncharacterized. Lineage: Eukaryota; Metazoa; Arthropoda; Arachnida; Ixodida; Ixodidae. Gene Ontology annotation, cellular component: nucleus. Gene Ontology annotation, biological process: rRNA processing. The record is from RefSeq and is a predicted model, not a curated record. Gene Ontology annotation, molecular function: nucleic acid binding; 3'-5' exonuclease activity.